AUGUAUCGCGCUGCUGCCUCGAAAAUCAGAAUCGUCAAGGGCCAUGGGGGAAACAGGACCCUGACCAGGUUUGCAAGUUCAAGUGCAGUUGCAACCAAAUCAUCUUCAGGGGGUAUCUUUAGUUGGUUUACAGGAGGAAGUUCUUCCAGCCUCCCUCCUCUAGACUUUCCACUUAAGGGCAUUGAACUCCCAUCCUCUUUACCUGAUCAUGUUGAAACCGGAAAGACCAAAAUCACAACCCUCUCAAAUGGAGUCAGAAUUGCCUCUGAAACUUCAGCAAAUCCUGCAGCUUCCAUUGGGUUGUAUGUGAACUCUGGCUCAAUGUAUGAAACACCAAUUUCAUUUGGAGCCACACAUCUUCUAGAACGUAUGGCUUUCAAAAGCACAGCUAACAGAAGCCACUUGAGAGUUGUGAGAGAAGUGGAAGCCAUUGGUGGCAAUGUUACAGCUUCUGCUUCGAGGGAGCAAAUGGGUUACACUUAUGAUGCUUUAAAGACUUAUCUUCCUCAAAUGGUGGAGUUACUUGUUGACUCUGCAAGGAAUCAAGUUUUCUUGGAUUGGGAAGUCAAAGAGCAGAUCCAGAAAGUGAAAGCUGAGAUCAGUGAAUAUGCUAACAAUCCAGAAACCUUGCUGUUAGAGGCAAUUCAUUCUGCUGGAUAUUCUGGUGCUUUAGCCAAUCCUCUUCUUGCAUCCGAAGGCUCAUUAAACAGAUUAAACAGUUCCAUUUUGGAAGAAUUUGUAGCUGCAAACUACACUGCUCCUAGGAUUGUACUUGCUGCAUCAGGUGUUGAACAUGAGGAAUUGUUGAAAUAUGCAGAGCCUCUUCUGUCUGAUUUGCCAGGUGGCGCACUCGUUGAGGAGCCAAAGUCGGUUUAUGUUGGAGGUGAUCAUCGUGUUAUGGCUGAUACAGGGAGAACUAGUUUUGCUCUUGCUUUUGAACUUCCUGGUGGCUGGCUUAAUGUCAAGGAUGCCAUGACCUUAACAGUUCUUCAGAUGCUAAUGGGAGGAGGUGGAUCUUUUUCAGCUGGGGGUCCUGGAAAAGGGAUGUACUCACGACUUUAUCUUCGUGUGUUGAAUGAGUACCCAGAUAUUCAUUCAUUUUCAGCAUUCAACUCUAUCUACAACAACACUGCCAUUUUUGGAAUCCAAGCUACCACUAGCUCUGAGUUUGCAUCAAAAGCCAUUGAUGUAGCAGCUAAAGAGCUUAUUGCAGUUGCCACUAAUGGAGAAGUGAACCAUGUACAGCUGGAUCGUGCUAAACAGUCAACCAAAUCCGCCAUUUUAAUGAACUUGGAAUCAAGAAUGGUUGCUUCAGAAGAUAUAGGCAGACAGAUAUUGACAUAUGGAGAGAGGAAACCAGUGGAGUUUUUCUUGAAGGCUGUGGAUGAAGUGUCGGCAAAAGACAUUGCUUCCAUUACACAAAGGCUUCUUUCUUCUCCACUCACAAUGGCUUCUCAUGGAGAUGUUAUAAACGUACCGACGUAUGACUCGGUUAGCAGCAAAUUCCAUUAAUUGGGUGAAAGGGACAAAAUCUAAUCAGGUAGAUUUGGUUUUGUUGCUUUUUGUUAUUGUUAUUUUUAGAUACAAACGAAAAGGAAAAUAAUUUUCAAGGCUAUUAUGUAAUGGCAAUUGCAAUCCAUCAUAUUUUUGAGAUCUUGUAUUUCAUUUCUUGUAAAAGUUUUGGAGUUGGGCCUUCAAACUUUGUAACUGUUGCUUUCUGAAUAU
Lactuca saligna is the source of this 1725-nucleotide messenger RNA. NCBI's taxonomy places the organism in Eukaryota, Viridiplantae, Streptophyta, Magnoliopsida, Asterales, Asteraceae. The record is from the annotation of a GenBank genome assembly.